AUGAAUAAAUCAGCCGACGACGCUUCACAAAAGGCCACGUCAACUCAACAUACGGACGACGAGUCAAUAACUACCAGUACCGAAUCGGAUUCAUUAGAAACAUGGACACUAGUAAACGACAAAAAUAAAAAAAAGAACCCAGGUACAACCGAUGUCGAAGAAUCUACAAGCAAUAGAUUAGAAAUAUUAAGUAACCUUGAGGACUAUGUAGCAAAUGACAGCAAAGGGAUACAUGAAAGUGCUGAAUCUCGAACAGAUGAAGACUCCAAUAACGAUGACAUUUCCGAAGGCAUCUCAAUUAUUAGCGAGAGCGAGAGUGCUGGGCGGGCUUCACCUUAUGCAAUUGCUGAAAAUUUGAAUAGCGCAGACUUAAAAAGCUACCCAAAUCCCGACGAUGUUUCCCCUGCUUCAAUGCUCAGAUUGCCCAUUCACUUACCACAAUCGUCAUACUCAGUAUGCUCAAGUGUCCACACUUUUGACGAAACCACACUUAGGCAACGACGUAUCAGGCGUUCCAGUUCCAGUACAAAUUCAGAGCGAAAAGCUGUAACGCCAAAAGAUGCCAGCAUUUUAGAUGCAAAUCCAGUGUAUCCUUUAGUUCGUCGGAGUUUGAAAGGUCUUUUUUUUAUUUGCGUUGUACUUGCAAUAUUGGCGUUCAUUGGCAAACUGCGCAAUCCAGAUUGGCAACCAUUUUUCGAUACCAAAAAUUUACCUGCAUUGGAGCAAAGGUUGACAGAUUUAGAAUUGCAAAAUAAUUUAAUGCGGGCAGAAAUUGACAUUUUGUCCAAGCAGUUGAACUUUUUAAGUAGCUUGAGUGAGAGUGGUCGCUUUCACAAGGUCGAAGGGGGAUCUAGGCGUCAACAGCGACUUUUUAAACAGACUGGAGAAUGGAUAAUGAAACAAAAGGGAACCAAUUCUAAAGAGCUGCCCAUUAAUAAAGAUAGCGCAGAUAACUCGCAGAUCAUCAAGGAGUUAAGAAAACCAAUUAAAUGUCCAAAUGGAAAACUAGCAGAAAAUGAAGGCAUGUGUGUCGAAAAUUCAGAACCAGAAAUAAAAAAUAUGGACAAUAUUUUCAAUGUCGAUUAUAUGCAGUCGCUAAAGAAUGCACCGCUUGACGAAUCCACAACUAAUCCGUAUGUUAAUGAGCCAACAAAGAAUGCUAAUAAUGCUGGCCCAAAAGCAGGCGAAACUGAGUUUAAAAAUAUGAACAAAUAUAUUAACACCGAAAGAAAAAACUCGAAGGAGUAUGAUCCCCAUAACUUCGAGAAAAGACAGUGGAAAAGGCAGAAAUAUAUACAUCCGGAGAAUGACGAUGACUUUAGUGAGGAAGAUGAGGAUGAUUCUGCGGAAAAUUUUGGCAAUAAAAAAUUUUCUUCCAAAGAGAGUUAUAACAAACACGACCGUAAUAAGGAACGUCGCUAUAGUGGCAAUACGAAGGAUAUACUCUCCGAUGAGUCCGACGAGCAGUCGCGUAAGAGCGGUGAAUGGCAUGGUAAAUUAAUGCAGCAACGAGAGAACGCGCGGCGCCAAAAUGAGUAUAGACAGCGUAAUAAAAACUGGUAUAUCGAACGGGGUAAUAGCCGUGAGAAAAUUCGUCACAGGAGGUGA
Rhagoletis pomonella (apple maggot) is the source of this 1608-nucleotide messenger RNA. RefSeq lists its product as uncharacterized. Lineage: Eukaryota; Metazoa; Arthropoda; Insecta; Diptera; Tephritidae. The record is from RefSeq and is a predicted model, not a curated record. Bases 1 to 1608 code for a protein of 535 amino acids. The transcript is spliced from 2 exons.